AUGGCCAGAGGACAGCAGAAGAUCCAAUCGCAACAGAAGGCGGCGAAGAGGGCUCAGGACGCCAAACGCCAAGAGGGACACGACCAGAAGAAGGCGGCUCAGGCGGCCCUCACCUUUCAAUGCACUGUUUGCAAAUCUCAGAUGCCUGACCCCAAAACCUAUAAACAGCAUUUCCAGAACAAACACCCGAAGUCAACCCUUCCCGAGGAGCUCAACGAUGUGGUCGCGUAA
Molecule: messenger RNA, 231 nt
Organism: Medioppia subpectinata
Lineage: Eukaryota; Metazoa; Arthropoda; Arachnida; Sarcoptiformes; Oppiidae
Source: the annotation of a GenBank genome assembly